UCCGUUCAGAAGUCACUUCCGGGAGACUUGUUGGACGCUUUUCUCACCACUUUUAGUCUCAACGAUAACUUUUUAGACAAACUCUGUCAUCAUUUUACUGAAUAAAAAGUCAGCAAAGAGGUAGAAAUAACCAGACACAGAGAAAGUUGAAGAGGAAGAAAAGAAGGAGCGCUCGCUUCUGUUGACAGGCUUUCAGAAGAUGAUGGAGGCUUCAGAGGAGAACGGAGACGUUGCUGCGGCGUCCAGCACCACAGAGGAAGAGGAAACGCCUCCAGAGGACAGACGUCAUGACGACGUGGACUUAAAGGAAGCUAACAGUAACUCCAACCACUCAGGUGAAGAUGCGACUGACGGUUCGACCUCAGCGGAGGUCGCCGUGGAAACGGAUGAAAACACAGAGGUGACGGUCUCUCCCCAGAAACCCAACGGUGGGCCUGUGGUCAUUGAAGCCUUCAACAAGAACCUGGCCAGCGAGAAGCUGGAGCGAGUCCGCAAGUGGAGCAUCAGCAAAUACAAGUACACCCGGCAGGCUCUGGCCGAGCGGAUGGGCCGCGGCUCCCGGACGGUGGACCUGGACCUGGAGCCGCGCCUGGAGCUGCUUAGAGACGACCGGCAGCGCUACGACCACAUGACCAAGCUGGCUCAGACGCUGGCCAGUCAGUUCGCCCAGUUCUCCGUCACCCAGAAGUCGAUGGCCACCGCCUUCACCGAGCUCAGCUUCAAAUCCAAGAACCUCCACGUGGAGUUCGACAUGAACGCCGAGGCUCAGAAGUUUCUGUCGAAGAGCACAGAGACCCUGCAGUCGGCCAUCAACACCUUCACCUCCGACAUGAACACUCUGGUGAACAAAACCAUCGAGGACACCAUGAUCAACGCCAAGCAGUACGAGGCCGCCAGGAUCGAGUACGACGCAUACCGAGUGGACCUGGAGGAGCUGAACAUGGGCCCACGCGACGCCACCACCCUGCCCAAGCUGGAGCAGGCCCAGAAAACCUUCCAGGGCCAGAGGGAGCGGUACGAAAAGGUCCGGGACGACCUGUCCGUCAAAGUCAAGCUGCUGGAGGAGAACAGGGUGAAAGUCCUCCACAACCAGCUGUGGCUGCUCCACAGCGCCGUCGCUGCUCACUGCUUGUCAUGUCACAGUUUCCUGGAGAAAAACAUGCAGCAGGCCGUUGAACAUCUAAACGCCGCCAGCGCUGACGCCCCCUCCUGGCUGGAGGAGAGCUGACGAGCGUCAAGAUCAGUCUGAGUGACUUUAAGAUGCAUUUGAAAGGUUUCUGCUUUAUGCUCUAAAAGCUGGGAGUUCGAAGGACAGUAAUUUAUUUUGGGUGAUGAAAGGGACAUUUGGGUUUGAUACGAAGUUGUUCUGAAAUUAUUAUUGUUUAAAAAUUUAAUUUUCUGUGUUUGAAUCACACAUUUAAUUGGAAGAAAACCAACAAACCUUCUUUGUUUCCUGGGCCUGGACUCAAGGCGUUGUUCGGUAAAUCCGUUAAAUCCUUUGAGAGGCGCUAAGCUUCUCUUUGAACUCUGAAAAUCUGCUGCCACUGCAGUCAGAAAGUCACAAAAGGUGCCUGAACGCCACGGCUGGAAAACAACUUCAGAGUGGAUUACGGCUCUCGGUCCUCAGCCCAGUAAAACCUCAGACCUCUGUUUGCAUUUCCUUUAUUAGAAAACUAAACACUCAGGCAGCUCUCCGACUUUACAGGCUGGAAAACAUCUUUUUUAAUACAUUUCCAUUAUUCACCUCAGGAAAAUCAUUUUUAAGAGCUGAGCCCAAAUUCAGAUGAGAAGCAUAAGGUUUUUAAGUUUAUAAAGAUCCAGUAAAAUAUCAACAAACUGCAUAUUUAAAACCUUCACCAGCAGUAAUUUGGAUCAAGCCAUAUCUCUGGCUUAUUCAGCGCAAAGACUAAAAUUUGUUUUGUAUUCGUGUUGAUGUAUUCGUCUUCUUCUUUGUUAAAGUUUAGCUUUAUGUUUCAAUUGAUUAAUUAGCUUUCUGUUGGCACUUCAGCAAAUCUUUAAUCUCUUUCUUCUUCUAGCAUCUAAUUGAAAUGUUGCUGAAAAUCUUCCAAUGAUGGUUUAAUCUUGAACUAAAUGUUUGUGUUUGUUCACCUUCUUAAAGACGGUGGGAUGAAAAUGCUGUUUCCUUCAAAUGACGUUUCACUUUUAGGCCAAACAUUUUUAUAUUUAUUUAGCGACUCUUCAAGCACAACUUCAAUUCCAACGGCAAUUUAUUUUAUUCUUAUUUGUGAGGUUUAAUAAUAAACUGACAACUUAUUGUCUGCAAGCCAAAAAGGGAAACAGAAGAUCACUGUAUGCUGAUGAUGUUCAAGUCUUUGUAGCUUUGCAUCAGCAGCAGGUUGAGCCGUUUUAAAUUUUAGUAAAAUUUUUCUCUCUUGUAAGAGUCAAUAUAACACCAACUAACUAAAUAUGGGAAAGUUUCUACUUUGUCUUUCCUUAGCGGUGCUUAAAGACGCCUUCACUGGACGGAGACCCUGAUUUAUGACAAACAUGGCCGGAUCGGCCUUCAGUACUCCCCAGACUGCUGCUAUGACCGACCCAAACCGCACCGAUCUGCUCCUCCUGGAGGUCAUUAGGGUGAAGCUGCUGGCGUCACACAACAGGCUCCAUUGAUUGGAGGACAAAAAACAAUGUUGCUGAUUGCGACAAAGACAACAGAUAGUCGUCACACUAGUAAGACGUUAGUCGUUUGGGUUUAAUUCAGUCAAACUGAAAUGUUCUGGACCAUAAAUCAGCCGACCAAACCGGUCCGUACCGUACCGCUCAAUGGAAACUGCUUUCAUAUCCAGAAUGAAGCCUCAAAUUCAAUAAAAUCAAACCUAAGGAAGGUUUGCCCAUGUUAAAAGCCUUGUGGAUUUCUAACGCUCCAUAAAACAUCAUUAUGUCCCCAAUAUGUUCCUCCCAAACAAUGGUCAGCUACCUCACACCAAGACAGCUCCUUCAUAAUGAAUCCUUAGUGUUUUCUUAUAAUCCCACAAAAUCUCCUCCAGGACUCUGCACAGACCGACCAUGUUUUAAUGUUUUAAUCUCAGCUUGGUCUUCGUCCAGAUUCUUUACAGCUUUCUGCACUUUAUUCAGUUUAAUCUGUAAAAUCCCAGUUUAUUCCCAGGAGGGAAAAAGUGAAGUAUUUGUUUCGUUUGACGGUUUCAGAGCCGUUAUUUGAGAUAUUCUUCAACACCAAAUCUUUAAGUUGGGAGCAAAUAUGGACCAAAAUGUCUCUUCUAAAAGACAUGACAUAAAUGUGCUUUAUGUGUUUGCUAUGACUUUUCUGUUUGUUUGCUCUUGUACCUAUGAAUGUAUUUCUUUUUUUCUGUCCUUCAAGCCAAACUAUGCAAAUACUGUGGAUCCUUGUGUGCAAUAAAGUCCUGACUUUAGUUCUGUUUAAGCUGCCAAUAUCUAACAAACAGCUGCCUUGAAUAAACGACUCCUUGAUGAGAUAAA
Poeciliopsis prolifica (blackstripe livebearer) is the source of this 3459-nucleotide messenger RNA. RefSeq names its product arfaptin-1-like. Gene Ontology annotation, molecular function: phospholipid binding; protein domain specific binding. The transcript has 8 exons. Gene Ontology annotation, biological process: regulation of Arp2/3 complex-mediated actin nucleation; intracellular protein transport. Lineage: Eukaryota; Metazoa; Chordata; Actinopteri; Cyprinodontiformes; Poeciliidae. The coding region runs from base 200 to 1228 and encodes 342 amino acids. Gene Ontology annotation, cellular component: trans-Golgi network membrane. The record is from RefSeq and is a predicted model, not a curated record.